AAAAAUUGAGGGGUGUGAAAACGAAAAGACCUUAGCUUUCGCUAAUCGGUUUCAUAAAUUGUAAAUUCUAAAUCUAAUUCAAACGUAUCGUCCAAAUUAUCACACAAUAAAAAGUAAGUGUGAUUUGUCUGGAAUGUAAUUAAGUGUAAAUAUCUUUACACACUGCGUUUACUGAGAACUAAUGUCAUUCACACUACGUUUGCUAAGAAAUGCCGGAAGGAAGAUCCAGGUGCGAACGUUUGCUGCUGAGGCUGCUGCACCAAAAGAAGGUGAAAUGGCGCUCACAUUUGCUGCAGGCAACAAGGUGUUCUUUGAUAAGCAAGUUGUGAGGCAGAUUGAUGUGCCCUCAUUCAGUGGGUCGUUUGGUAUCUUGCCCAAGCAUGUCCCUACACUAGCUGUUCUUAGACCCGGUGUGGUUACAGUGACUGAGAAUGACGGCAAACAGAGCAAGAUAUUUGUGUCCUCCGGCACAAUCACAGUUAAUGACGAUUCCUCAGUACAGGUCUUAGCUGAAGAGGCGCACCCCGUAGAGAGCUUGGACCGCUCCGCCGCGCAGGAGGCGCUCAGCAAGGCACAGUCCGAGUUCAACUCGGCUGCCAAUGAACAGGCUAAAGCUGAGGCGGCCAUCGCUGUAGAAGUCGCAGAGGAAAUCGUGAAAGCCGCGACGGCGUAGAUUGCCAUCGGUGGACGUUUAGCUUAACAACUAUUUAAUGGUAAAAUAAUUCAAUAAACUCGUUUAAAUAGAGCAAA
Bicyclus anynana (squinting bush brown) is the source of this 750-nucleotide messenger RNA. RefSeq names its product ATP synthase subunit delta, mitochondrial (gene ATPsyndelta). Gene Ontology annotation, molecular function: proton-transporting ATP synthase activity, rotational mechanism. Bases 182 to 673 code for a protein of 163 amino acids. Gene Ontology annotation, biological process: proton motive force-driven ATP synthesis. Lineage: Eukaryota; Metazoa; Arthropoda; Insecta; Lepidoptera; Nymphalidae. The transcript has 6 exons. The record is from RefSeq and is a predicted model, not a curated record.